Gavialis gangeticus (Gharial) is the source of this 860-nucleotide messenger RNA. Its product is annotated as cystatin-like. The transcript has 3 exons. Bases 40 to 486 code for a protein of 148 amino acids. The record is from RefSeq and is a predicted model, not a curated record. Gene Ontology annotation, molecular function: cysteine-type endopeptidase inhibitor activity. Lineage: Eukaryota; Metazoa; Chordata; Crocodylia; Gavialidae.
GACAGCUGCGUGCGGCAAAGCAGAUCAGAGCACGAGCUGAUGGCGAUGACGAUGACACGGGGCGAGUGGCGCUGGGCGGCGCUGGCGCUGCUGCUGCUGGCGGCGGUGGCGGCGGCGGCGGCCGGGACCAAGGAGGGCGGGCGCCGGUCGCGGCUGCUGGGCGGGCUGCAGGAUGCGAACGAGAACGACGAGGGCGUGCAGCGGGCGCUGCAGUUCGCCAUGAGCGAGUACAACAAGGCCAGCAACGACAAGUACAGCAGCCGCGUCGCCCGCGUCGUGCGCGCCCAGAAGCAGAUCGUGGCUGGAGUCAAGUAUAUCCUAGAAGUUGAGCUUGGCCGGACCACCUGCACAAAGUCAGCAACUGAUCUUCAGAGCUGUGCAUUCCAUAAAGAACCAGAGAUGGCAAAGCGCGUCACUUGCAACUUCGAAGUGUUAUCUGUUCCUUGGCUAAACCAAAUUACCUUACUGAAAAAUAACUGCCAAUAAGCAUCAGCUUGUUCCAGGAGACAUCAGCAACUGGUUGUUGGUUUGGGGUGUUGUUUCUUUUUUUUUUUUCUUCUUCAGCAAAAGAGCAAUAAUAUGAAUUCCCUCUUGUGAUGGACUUGCAUACAUUACUAUAAACUCAGAUACUUAUAAAAGUAUGCUUGUACUAUGCAAGUAAAAAUAUAUAGCUUUCCUUUUGAAGCACAAUAUAGUCUGAAUGUAAUUUUUCCCUGUAAUUACAUUUUUGGAACAGCUAUUUUCAUGCUUCUUUUCCCUGCCAAAUAAAACAGUAGUCUUAAUCCACAGCAGCAGAGAUUUUUCAUGUUUGUCCUUGUUUAAUGGUGACUGCUCUAAGAAUUAAAAAUUGUAAUUCCUCA